AAAUUGCAGCAAACAACAAAAUUGCAUUUCAAAUAGUGAACUAGUAAAAUAUCCAACUGUUAGUGUAAUACCUUUAUGCGUAUAAGAAUGAAGACGGUGCUGCUUCAAAUUCAAUAGCGUAGCAGAGUUCACAGCAUCUUCAGCCAGGGCGCGUUCCUCUGGGGCGGACCUCAGUGCGCGUCCAGGAGCCUCCGGACAGCGCGCGCACACAUCCCCCACUCACACACCUCAGGCUGGCAUUAGUGCUCAUCUCCUGUCCCUGACUUCACCUGGAUCUACACUUAUGCUCUGGGUACACUGAAGCAGAUACAUCAGCCAAGAGGAACAAAACUGAGCCUGUCUCACCGCGUCUCUUAGAGAGGCUCUUCAUGCUUUAGUGCCUUUGAAACUGUUCCUCUGGUUCACUGCCCUGACGUAGGGCUGCCAUCACUCACCCCUGCUCUCUCUUCCCCCUUUUCAGUGGAAAUGUUGAUUGACAGAUGAUUUGACAGAGGAAAACAUCAGUCUCUGUGUUGGUGCGUUAUUAUGGGGUGUGCCUGUUGCAAGCACAAAAAGUCAGCCAAAGCAGCAGCAGCAGAAACAACAGCAGCCAUUACAGAUGUGUCUCUUAGCAACACAGAUGGGGGUGUGUCCUCUCUGACCCCCCGAUACUGUCCUGACCCCACUCCAACCAUACCAGACUUCAACCACUUCCCCUGUGGACCAGUCUUCCCCAGCAGCAAUGUCCAACAGCGGCCCGGAGGCAUCACAAGUGGUGGUGUGACUCUCUUCAUAGCUCUGUAUGACUAUGAUGCUCGAACAGAAGAUGACCUCACCUUUCAGAAAGGAGAGAAAUUUCAGAUUAUUAAUAACACAGAGGGCGACUGGUGGGAGGCCCGCUCUCUGGACACGGGACGCUCUGGUUACAUCCCGUCCAACUAUGUGGCUCCUGUUGACUCCAUACAGGCUGAAGAGUGGUAUUUUGGGAAGAUGGGUAGGAAGGAUGCAGAGAGACAGCUGCUGGGCCACGGCAACCAGAGGGGAACUUUCCUCAUUCGAGAGAGUGAGACCACCAAAGGUGCCUACUCCCUGUCCAUCCGUGACUGGGACGACACAAAAGGAGACCAUGUCAAGCACUAUAAGAUCCGCAAACUAGACAACGGAGGAUAUUACAUCACCACCAGAUCGCAAUUUGACACAGUUCAGCAGCUGGUGGAACAUUACACUGAGCGAGCAGCGGGCCUGUGCUGCCGCCUGAUUGGCAGUUGUAAGCGGGGUAUGCCUAAGCUGGCCGACUUAUCAGUGAAGACCAAGGACAUGUGGGAGAUUCCCAGAGAAUCCCUGCAGCUGAUUAAGAAACUGGGCAAUGGCCAGUUUGGAGAAGUCUGGAUGGGCAUGUGGAAUGGCACCACUAAGGUGGCUGUGAAGACUCUGAAGCCAGGAACCAUGUCCCCUGAGGCCUUCCUGGAGGAGGCUCAGAUCAUGAAGAGACUGCGCCAUGACAAGCUGGUGCAGCUUUAUGCAGUCGUUUCAGAGGAGCCCAUCUACAUUAUCACUGAGUUCAUGAGCCAAGGAAGUUUGUUGGACUUCUUGAAAGAUGGAGAAGGGCAGAGUCUCAAACUGCCCCAGUUGGUGGACAUGGCUGCUCAGAUUGCAGCAGGAAUGGCGUACAUCGAAAGAAUGAACUACAUCCACCGAGACCUGCGAGCUGCCAACAUCCUGGUUGGAGACAACCUGGUGUGUAAGAUUGCGGACUUUGGCCUCGCUCGCCUCAUUGAGGACAAUGAGUACACAGCUCGACAGGGGGCUAAGUUUCCUAUUAAGUGGACGGCUCCAGAGGCUGCGCUAUAUGGACGCUUUACCAUCAAGUCAGAUGUAUGGAGCUUUGGUAUACUCCUGACUGAGCUCAUCACCAAGGGUCGUGUGCCAUACCCAGGCAUGAACAACCGCGAGGUGCUGGAGCAGGUGGAGAGGGGGUACCGAAUGCCCUGCGCCCCGGGCUGCCCUGCCUCGCUGCACGAAUUGAUGCUGCAGUGCUGGAGGCGAGAGCCCGAUGAGAGACACACCUUUGAAUACCUGCAGUCCUUCCUGGAGGAUUACUUCACUGCCACAGAGCCUCAGUACCAGCCGGGAGAGAACCUGUGACACACAACACAAAAAGACUCAUUUGAACAUUGACUUUUAUAUUGCAGCAGGCCCCUUACUGAUCAUACCCGUGUCUGUCAUUCACUGUAUCGAUAUAUAUCAUAUACAUAUCACAUUAAUAGUUAAUUACCCAUGGAUCACUGCAGACUGUCCAGACACCUCUCCACCAUGUUGAACAGCAGUCAGAGCUCUGCUGGUCAGGCCUUGCAGAAAUGCUUUACUCUGUAACCAUGACAACAGGGAACUGAAAGAAGAUGUAGAUGGUUGUGUUGGGGUGGGGGCAGGCAAGUUGGUACAAGAUCUUCUCAGCUGCCAUAUAUAUGUUCAAAGCAUUCAUUUCUCUCUUAAAGAAAAUAUGGAUAUGUUUAAAAAGAAAAAUAAAUAGCUUCAGACUCAGUUGAUGAUGUAUGAAGCUAUACUGCUGAAUUUAUUCAUCUACAAUAUUUGCAGUUUCUUGUGCAAAUGAUGGUUUAGUUUUAGAUCCAGAUGCUACCUUGUAGAACAUUUGUGCAUUAACUGAUCCUACUGUUACUACCAAACAUGCAAAAUUUGUCUUAUAUUAUAUACAGAGAAGAUAAUGUAACUUUUAUCCUAAGAUUUUUAUGUGAUAUUAUUGUAAUAAAAAUCUAAUAUCUUUUUAAA
This is a messenger RNA of Boleophthalmus pectinirostris (great blue-spotted mudskipper), 2766 nucleotides long. RefSeq names its product Yes-related kinase (gene yrk). Gene Ontology annotation, molecular function: non-membrane spanning protein tyrosine kinase activity; signaling receptor binding; ATP binding. Gene Ontology annotation, cellular component: extrinsic component of cytoplasmic side of plasma membrane. Gene Ontology annotation, biological process: protein phosphorylation; cell surface receptor protein tyrosine kinase signaling pathway; innate immune response. The record is from RefSeq and is a predicted model, not a curated record. The transcript has 14 exons. Bases 526 to 2124 code for a protein of 532 amino acids. Lineage: Eukaryota; Metazoa; Chordata; Actinopteri; Gobiiformes; Gobiidae.